Messenger RNA from Meira miltonrushii, 2217 nucleotides. Its product is annotated as PLP-dependent transferase. Lineage: Eukaryota; Fungi; Basidiomycota; Exobasidiomycetes; Exobasidiales; Brachybasidiaceae. The coding region runs from base 81 to 2174 and encodes 697 amino acids. The transcript has a single exon. The record is from RefSeq and is a predicted model, not a curated record. Gene Ontology annotation, biological process: transsulfuration. Gene Ontology annotation, molecular function: pyridoxal phosphate binding; cystathionine gamma-synthase activity.
AUUUUUAUCAUUUCUUCUUCUACUCUUCAACAUCAAGCGUGCUCGCGUGGACACACUUGACAAGUAACAAUCACAUAGCUAUGCCAGCUGCAACAGUUGCAACUGCUCGUCCUGGUGUGGAUUUUGAAGUGGGUACUUCUAUCCCACCUGCAACGCCUCAUGCAGUCAGCGUCAGUUUGCCAAAAUGGCAAGACAACGUUGAUUAUGAAGAAGGAAGAUUGUCAGAGGUGAUGCAAACAGGAUACCCAAGAUUCUUCAUUCACAGAUCCAUUCAAAAGCUAGCCUCUAUCUUAUUGGUCAGAUUCGGUCAGCGAUCAGCAGGAACAAAUGGUGGAAAUGACGUUGAACCGGAAGCGUGUAUCCUUGUUCCUUCUAGGAAGGUUGCUCGAUCAUGCAAAGCAUUCAUGCAAGAUACAUAUACCAAACAACAAUCAGAGUCAGGAAGUUCAGGAAAAUAUACCAUAUUACCCUUACGAUCAGUUCAAGUGUGCUUAAGCUUGCCGACUUCAUCUACAUCUACACCGCCAAUCUUAUCGGAAGAUUCUGCAAUGGCAAAAUUAUCUAGUUCUUCAGGAUCACUCAGCGCUUCAGCAAAUCUGGAUGAUUGUUCGUCAGCCCAAUCAAAAAUCUCAAUUCAUAUCGUCUUAUUCCCACAGUCCUGCUUCCCAAUCGCUAAAACCUUUUGGCAGCACACAGGAGAUGGAAUCAGCAGUCGUAUGGCAGAAGUGUAUCUUGAGCUACUGGAGCGAAGAGAGAAAGUGACGGGUGGAGAUGGUGUGCCAUCCAGUGCUGGUGGCUCUGCAGGAAAUGUCGUAGGAUCGGCGAACGGGAAAGGCUCUGAAAUCAAAUCUGAUGCAGCAUACAUGAAACAAAGAAGUUACGCUCGCAAUCGUCAUUACUCUCGCAACAACUCAGCGGCGGGUUUGCAUGCAAGUGCUAUCCUUUCUGCUUCUUCAACUCCGCCUACCCCGAUGACCGAAGAGCCAGUCGAUUCAAAUUAUUUGGAAGAACGAUAUGGGCGUAAUAUGGCCACUAUCGAAGCACCUCGAGCGAAACGUGCAUUACGCAAACGCAUUGCUGGAGUGGCGUCGAAUGAUGUCGUAGAGGCGUGCGAAUCGGAAACCACAAACGGCCAAAGUCAAUCGCACAGCAAUCCUGAUGUUAUUGAACGUGCGAAAGGAACACAGCUAAGCGAAGAUGACGUUUACCUCUAUCCGACCGGAAUGAGCGCAAUCUUUCAUGCUCACCAGCUGGCUUUGGGCCUCAAACAAGAGAAAAGCAUUUGCUUCGGUUUCCCCUAUUUGGACACGCUUAAGAUCUUACAGAAGUGGGGCCCAGGAUGCUUCUUCCUCGGUCAUGGAGACGUUGCGGAUCUUGAAAGAUUGGAGAAUUUGUUGAAAGCAGGCGAGAAGAUUGCUGCCUUGUUCUGUGAAUUCCCAUCCAACCCACUCCUUCGAUCUCCGAAUUUGAUCAAACUACGACAAUUUGCCGACGAAUAUGAUUUCUUAAUUGUGAUUGAUGAAACUGUGGGCAACUUUAUCAAUGUGGAAGUGAUGCCAUAUGCAGAUAUUGUCGUUUCUAGCUUGACAAAGCUGUUUACCGGAGAAGCGAAUGGAAUGGGCGGAAGUUUGGUCUUGAAUCCGAAAGGACGACAUUAUGAAGAAUUACAAGAGUUGCAGGACGAAGAAUACGAAGACAACUUUUUCGAUCCGAAUGCGAUCUUCCUCGAACGAAAUAGUCGAGAUUUCGUGCAAAGAUCUAGACGGAUCGAUGUGAAUGCUGGAGUAUUGGUGAAAAUGCUAAAUGAUGCAAAAGAAGGCACGCAUGCUCAUGUGUUGAAGAACGUUUAUCAUCCUACCCUACAAACAAGAGAAAAUUACGAUCAAUGCAAACGUUCGCAAGGCGGAUAUGGAGGUUUGUUCUCUUUAACUUUCCAUACCAUGCGUCAGGCAAUGGCAUUUUAUGAUGCUUUACAAUGCGCAAAAGGACCUUCUCUUGGUACAAAUUUCACCCUUGCAAGUCCUUUUGUUAUUUUAGCACAUUAUACCGAAUUGGAUUGGGCGGCUCAAUUUGGUGUAGAGGCAAAAUUGGUACGAGUCAGUGUGGGAUUGGAGGAUAAAGAAAGUUUGCUACAAAUGUUUAAUUAUGCCUUACAAGCUGCUUCUGUUGUAUGAUGGAAGGAUGACAUUAACGAGACGUUGUACAUUAUACCUCAUU